Molecule: messenger RNA, 572 nt
Organism: Paramecium octaurelia
Lineage: Eukaryota; Ciliophora; Oligohymenophorea; Peniculida; Parameciidae
Source: the annotation of a GenBank genome assembly
AUGGACCCUAUAAUUUACACUUUUCUAGGUAUGACAUUAGGAUUCGUGGGAUCUUAAAUGAUUAUGAAUAACUUCUUCCAAAAUAAGUAGAAUAAGAAUCCAUAAUAGAAAUAAGCAACCAAGAAAUUCUUGCCCUCAACUCCUGAUAUCAAAAAGGCAUUUCAAUAAAAUUAAAUCCAAUUUCAAAUCAAAAGACCAAUAGAAUAGAAUGAUUAAAUCAGAAAAAAAGUCAAAAUCGAACCAUCACCAGCCUAAUUUGAUUAAGAUGACGAAUUAUUAUAAGCCUAAGAGCAAGAACCCGAUUAAGAACACCAAACCAAUCAUUCUGACCAUAAUGCCAUACCUCAGACUCCUAACUUUCAAAACAAAACCCAAGCAUAACCUAAUAUUCUAUUGUUUUGUGCAGCUGACUAAAUGCAAUAAAUUGUCACAACCCCUAUAUUUUUAAAAACAAAUAAAUUUAGCGCCUCUUGUAAGUUUCUAUAAUAACUUAAGAAAAACAUCACCCUGAGACUACCUCAUCAAUCAGCCAAUCUGAAUAAUAGGCAGAAAACAAUGAACAAGGUGAAUGA